Messenger RNA from Sapajus apella (tufted capuchin), 1746 nucleotides. It is a transcript of the gene SPSB3, whose product is annotated as splA/ryanodine receptor domain and SOCS box containing 3. Gene Ontology annotation, molecular function: protein binding. Gene Ontology annotation, biological process: proteasome-mediated ubiquitin-dependent protein catabolic process. The transcript has 7 exons. Gene Ontology annotation, cellular component: SCF ubiquitin ligase complex. NCBI's taxonomy places the organism in Eukaryota, Metazoa, Chordata, Mammalia, Primates, Cebidae. The coding region runs from base 326 to 1411 and encodes 361 amino acids. The record is from RefSeq and is a predicted model, not a curated record.
CGGACCUACUUUUGUGUCAAUUUGGACUGCGGAACCGCCUCCCGCCGGCCGCCAAUGGGCGCGCGGGCUUUGUCUCCAACCUCUUGGAUGUUGACCAAUAGAAAUGUUGGUUCGGGAUUGACAGAUACUGAAACCUCUAGGCAGUAGCUUUGUCUCCUGACUCCCGCCCCCUUCUUCUGAAGCUCCUAGCCGGGCGUGCCCGCCCCUCGUCGCCGGAGCCAAUGGGCGCAGGGGGCGGGGAUUGUUUACGUCUCGCGCCUGGGCGGAAAGUGGGUCAGGGCCUGGCCGGCUGAGCGCGCGACGGGGGCUGCAGAUUCUCUCCACCAUGGCCAGACGCCCCCGGAGCAGCAGGGCCUGGCACUUCGUCCUGAGUGCAGCCCGCCGAGACGCAGAGGCCCGGGCCGUGGCUCUGGCAGGCUCCCCUAACUGGGGCUAUGACUCUGAUGGGCAGCACAGCGACUCGGACUCAGACCCCGAGUACUCCACGCUGCCACCAUCGAUCCCCAGCGCGGUGCCCGUGACCGGCGAGUCGUUCUGUGACUGUGCCGGGCAGAGUGAGGCUUCCUUCUGUAGCAGCCUGCACUCAGCCCACAGGGGCAAAGACUGCCGCUGUGGAGAGGAAGACGAGUCCUGGGCCUCUCUUGCAGAUUUUGACUGGGUGUGGGAUGACCUGAAUAAAUCAUCAGCCACCCUGCUGAGCUGUGACAACCGCAAGGUCAGCUUCCACAUGGAGUACAGCUGCGGCACGGCGGCCAUCCGGGGCACCAAGGAGCUUGGGGAGGGCCAGCACUUCUGGGAGAUCAAGAUGACCUCGCCCGUCUACGGCACUGACAUGAUGGUGGGCAUUGGGACAUCGGAUGUGGACCUGGACAAAUACCGCCACACGUUCUGCAGCCUGCUGGGCAGGGACGAGGACAGCUGGGGCCUCUCCUACACGGGCCUCCUCCACCACAAGGGCGACAAGACCAGCUUCUCCUCAAGGUUCGGCCAGGGCUCCAUCAUUGGCGUGCACCUGGAUACCUGGCACGGGACACUGACCUUCUUCAAGAACAGGAAGUGCAUAGGCGUGGCAGCCACUAAGCUGCAGAACAAGAGGUUCUACCCAAUGGUGUGCUCCACGGCAGCACGCAGCAGCAUGAAAGUCACCCGCUCCUGCGCCAGCGCCACCUCUCUCCAGUACCUCUGCUGCCACCGCCUGCGCCAGCUGCGGCCGGACUCGGGGGACACGCUGGAGGGCCUGCCCCUGCCACCAGGCCUCAAGCAGGUGCUGCACAACAAGCUGGGCUGGGUCCUGAGCAUGAGCUGCAGCCGCCGCAAGGCUCCAGCGCCCGAUCCCCAGGCGGCGGCAUCGGCCCGCCCCAGCAGUCCUGAGCCCCGGCCCUGCCAGAGGAAGCGCUGCCGCCGGACCUGACCGACUUCCCAGUGGCUGCUCCCUAGGCUGCGACAGCCAUUUUCUCUGUUCCUUCUGGCCACACUCCAGGGUGGAGUUGGAUGAGCCAUCUCUCACCUCCUGAGGCUGGGUCAGUCCUUUCUAUGGGGGCUCCAGGGCCCUUCCACUGCUGUGCUGGGUGGGGAAGCAGCCACCCCAAGCCCCAGGUCUCCUGGGAGGCUGCGAGGAGAGCCUGGCUGGAGCCCGCUGUUCCCACAGGGCCUUCGUUGUUCCUAACUUGCUCUGCAUGCUGUCAGCGGCAGCCCUGCCAUCAUAGACCUAAGUGACUGCAAUAAAUGUAGAGUUGUUGUCUAACA